CUUAAACCAUAAAUUAUGAGUGCAAUAUGUUUUCGGAACUGGUUCUUAGCCGGUGCAGCGAAAGCUUUAGGGUAUUUCUCACCAACUCGUUGCCGCUUACAAGGUUCUUUAUCUCAAAACAAUACGUGGACAUAAAUACCUGGAUAAUAAAUAGCUGGGGUUUCAAUAACAAGUCUUAUGUAUAAUGGCUACCGCAACGCUGAAACGUGACGAAAUUCUCCUGCUCUUUGAUGUGGACGGGACUCUGACGAUGCCCCGAUCCGUGGUUACCCCGGAAUUCGAGGAGUUCUUCUACUCGAAGGUGAAACCCAGGGCAACCAUUGGAAUCGUCGGAGGAUCCGAUCUGGAAAAGAUGUUCGAGCAACUGAAUGGCCAGAAGAUCCUGAACGAGUUCGACUUUGUCUUCCCGGAGAACGGCUUGGUCCAGAUUGAAAAAGGCAAGGAGGUGGGAAAGCAGAACAUCAUCAAACAUCUAGGAGAAAACACCCUGAAGCGCUUCAUUAACUUUGUAUUGCGCUACCUCUCCGAACUGGAUGUGCCUAUCAAGAGGGGAACCUUUAUUGAGUUCCGGAAUGGCAUGAUGAACGUGUGUCCCAUUGGAAGGCAGUGCACCCGGGAGGAGCGGAAUAUGUUCGCUGCCUACGACAUUGAACACAAGGUGCGGGAGCAAAUGAUCAAGGACCUGAAGAAGGAGUUUGCUGACGUGGACCUUACUUAUUCCAUUGGUGGCCAAAUAAGUUUCGAUGUGUUUCCGAAAGGUUGGGAUAAAACCUACUGCCUUCGACACAUCGAAGCGUUUUACAAAUUCAAGGAAAUCCACUUUUUCGGAGAUAAAACUGAUCCGGGCGGCAAUGAUCACGAGAUCUACAGCGAUCCCCGAACUGUCGGCCAUAGGGUAUACACCCCCAAGGAUACGCAACGUAUCGUUACUGAGAUUCUCGAACUGUGAGAUAAUUGAGCUUACUCUGCCUUCUAAAAUAUUCCAUUUUGUUAAUGUAUAUGUUUACAAUUGUUAACCAAAUUUUAAUAUAUAGUCAUUUGAAAUAA
Drosophila ficusphila is the source of this 1047-nucleotide messenger RNA. RefSeq names its product phosphomannomutase (gene Pmm2). Lineage: Eukaryota; Metazoa; Arthropoda; Insecta; Diptera; Drosophilidae. Bases 185 to 949 code for a protein of 254 amino acids. Gene Ontology annotation, molecular function: phosphomannomutase activity. Gene Ontology annotation, biological process: protein N-linked glycosylation; GDP-mannose biosynthetic process; mannose metabolic process. The transcript has a single exon. The record is from RefSeq and is a predicted model, not a curated record. Gene Ontology annotation, cellular component: cytosol.